Messenger RNA from Macrosiphum euphorbiae (potato aphid), 507 nucleotides. NCBI's taxonomy places the organism in Eukaryota, Metazoa, Arthropoda, Insecta, Hemiptera, Aphididae. The record is from the annotation of a GenBank genome assembly.
AUGCAAAAAAAAUAUCACAAAAACGCGACUACAAUAUUAUAUUUGUCCUCACCACGCCUGGACGACGGUGCGUCGGUGCCUGUGGAAAAUGACGUCAACAAGGUGAACGCGGCUUUCUGUGGGAUGAGAUUUCAGCAGUACCGGACGUCCUUGACCAUGUUUUAUUGGAAAUCUCCGUUCGAGAUUUGUGGCGGCCCCGUCCACUGUUUUUUUUCUAUUCCGCCCAGACGAGCGACGACGACGGUUCGGCGGCUGCUACAGUGCUACGGUCGUCGAAGUGAUGUGCGUGUGGGUAGGGAUUUGGCCUCCGGGGGUGCACGGUCGUCUGGCCCAAAUGCUGAGCAGGACGUCCGGAAAAUAGUACUUUGGAGCUUUUUAGGGGAUUAUCAUUUAUCUAGCGGCCGGACCCGCCGGAGGAGUUGCGGGUGUAAGGUGUUGCGGGCAACGUGUUACGAGCGGCGGGAGUCACGGAGGACAUGUCGUUUGGCCGAAGACGUGCGGCGCUGA